Owenia fusiformis is the source of this 647-nucleotide messenger RNA. NCBI's taxonomy places the organism in Eukaryota, Metazoa, Annelida, Polychaeta, Sabellida, Oweniidae. The record is from the annotation of a GenBank genome assembly.
UCAGUCUCUAAAAAAUCACAAUGAUGAGAAGUCUGAUGAUCAUUUUCACCUGUCUUGCUGCUGUAUCUGCCCAUGAUCUAUGUGAUCAAGAUGAUGUUGAGCGACUUUCUCGGGAGAUUUCUGCAGUGAAAGCGGAGGUUCUCAUGCGUAAGACCUGCCCUAAAGACUUCGCCUACAAUGCAGAGUUGGAUUCAUCCUAUAAUUUCGUUACUUCGCUUAGGCUAACAUGGCUCAAUGCCCUUCUAUAUUGUAACCGAAUGGGGGCAAACCUAGUGGCUAUAGACUCACAGAAAGAGUAUGAUUUCAUCAAAGCUGAAAUCGAACGAACAGAUUUAGGAUGGCCACGAGGAGCUGGCCAUGACUCUUUCUACACUGGUGGAACAAUGCUCAAUGGAUCCCCCUCGUUGAAGUUGAACGCAUGGCAAUGGGCAGGCGGAGCAACAUUCAAGUCUAAACCAAUGAGUUAUGCACCAUGGCAUAGUACGCAGGGGAUCCUAACUGAUACGAAGGAUUCAUUGUGUCAUGUCCUAUGGGCACCAGGAGCAUACAGUUGGCAUGAUCAUCCAUGUCAUUUCAAACAUCAUUUCAUCUGUGAAAUAUAAAUAUGAGAAAUAAAAUCUGAUUGAUAUCUCAGUUUAUUCAAAAAA